Molecule: messenger RNA, 2235 nt
Organism: Panicum virgatum (switchgrass)
Lineage: Eukaryota; Viridiplantae; Streptophyta; Magnoliopsida; Poales; Poaceae
Product: ankyrin repeat-containing protein At5g02620-like
Exons: 3
Coding region: 314-2014 (566 amino acids)
Cellular component (GO): plasma membrane
Molecular function (GO): protein phosphatase regulator activity; protein phosphatase 1 binding
Source: RefSeq, a predicted model, not a curated record
CGAGCGCCGCAGAGAACCUUUUUUUUUCUUUAAUAAAAGGCAACCAAAAAAAAGAAACCUGGAUGAAUUUGAUUCCAUUUUCCCCUGGCUGCUCAUGCGUUGAUCCAACUGGGGAUUUGUUUAUCGCGACCGGCCAGCCCGGCCCUUGUCUUCUCCCGCGCAUCAUCUCGCCGAUCCCGGGCGGCCCGGCUGCGGACGGAUGAGGGGGCCCCAUGGCUCACAUGGACGCCGCGAGCCGGUUGGGAGGGACGCGCGGAGCUCGUCACGCCGCCAUUGUUGGUAGCUGCAUUCUGACGACGUGUUCCCGAGCUUGAUGGAGGCGAAGAGCGACCCGGGCGAGGACAGCAGGCCGGCGGCGCAGCCCGAGGCGACGACGACGACGUCGAUGGACUCGCCGAGGGCGUCGCAGGCGGCGACGCGCCGCAAGAAGAUGACGAAGCAGCUGACGGGGAAGCGGGACGACACCGCGACGCACGCGGCGGCGCGCGCCGGGCAGCUCGUCGCCAUGCGGGAGAUCCUGUCGGGCAAGGACGCCGAGGAGCUGGCCGCGGUGCUGUCGAGGCAGAACCAGGCCGGGGAGACGCCGCUGUUCGUGGCCGCCGAGUACGGGUACGUGGCCCUGGUGGCCGAGAUGAUCAAGUACCACGACGUCGCCACCGCCAGCAUCAAGGCCCGCAGCGGCUACGACGCGCUCCACAUCGCCGCCAAGCAAGGGGAUGUAGACGUGGUUAGGGAGCUGCUGCAGGCGCUGCCGCAGCUGUCGAUGACGGUGGACUCGUCGAACACGACGGCGCUGAACACGGCGGCAACGCAGGGGCACAUGGAGGUGGUGAAGCUCCUGCUGCAGGUGGACGGGAGCCUGGCGCUGAUCGCCCGGAGCAACGGCAAGACGGCGCUGCACUCGGCGGCGCGGAACGGGCACGUGGAGGUGGUGCGCGCGCUGGUGGAGGCGGAGCCCAGCAUCGCGCUGCGCACGGACAAGAAGGGGCAGACCGCGCUGCACAUGGCCGCCAAGGGCACCCGGCUGGACAUCGUCGACGCGCUCCUCGCCGCCGAGCCGGCGCUGCUCAACCAGGCGGACACCAAGGAGAACACGGCGCUGCACAUCGCCGCGCGCAAGGCGCGUCCCGAGAUCAUAAAGCGGCUGCUGGCGAUGCCCGACGCGAACCUGAACGCGAUCAACCGGUCCCGCGAGACCGCGCUGGACACGGCGGAGAAGAUGGGCAACACCGAGGUGGCCGAGCUGCUGGCGGAGCACGGCGUGCAGUCGGCGCGCGCCAUCAACCCCGGCGGCGGCGGCGGCAAGCAGGCGCGGGAGCUGAAGCAGCAGGUGAGCGACAUCAAGCACGAGGUGCACUCGCAGCUGGAGCAGACGCGGCAGACGCGGGUGCGCAUGCAGGGCAUCGCGAAGCGCAUCAACAAGCUGCACGAGGAGGGUCUCAACAACGCCAUCAACUCGACGACGGUGGUGGCCGUGCUGAUCGCGACGGUGGCGUUCGCGGCCAUCUUCACGGUGCCCGGCGAGUACGUGCAGGACCCCGGCAGCCUGGCGCCCGGGCAGCAGCUGGGCGAGGCCAACAUCUCCCACGAGACGGCCUUCAUCAUCUUCUUCGUCUUCGACUCGGUGUCGCUCUUCAUCUCGCUGGCCGUGGUGGUGGUGCAGACGUCGGUGGUGGUGAUCGAGCGCAAGGCCAAGAAGCAGAUGAUGGCCGUGAUCAACAAGCUCAUGUGGGUGGCCUGCGUGCUCAUCAGCGUCUCGUUCCUGGCGCUGUCGUUCGUCGUGGUGGGCCGCGCCGAGCGGUGGCUGGCCGUGUCCGUCACCAUCAUGGGCGGCACCAUCCUGGUGACCACCAUCGGAACCAUGCUCUACUGGGUCAUCGCGCACCGGGUCGAGGCCAAGCGGAUGCGCACCAGCAAGCGAGCCUCGCUCAGCCGCUCCCGCUCCUUCUCCAACUCCGGCAUGUCGGAGAGCGACUGGGUCGAGGAGGAUUACAAGAGGAUGUACGCAAUCUGACGACCGGUGCGGACGUAGCAGGAUUUCACAUCCGUGCAGCGAGCCGGGCUAACAUUUUUGUUUUUCAGUAGCUACUACUACUACUAGUAGAUCGCAUUUUUGUUUUUUUAUCACUAGCUAGAUCGCAAUUAGUACGUUCGCUGAACUCUUUGAUAAAGACGGAAAUUUCCUUUUUCGAGAGGAUCGUGUGCAAGUCUUGUUAACUAGGCCGGAUGGGCUGA